AUGGGUUCCCUCCCAUCCCCUUCGUCACACUCCACGCCGCCUUCAUCGCCGGAAAACUCCACUUCACGCCCUCAAAUCUAUGUCUCAGUUUGCUUCAGAGAGCCAGCACCUAAUGUAAACAUAUCUACUUGGAUAGACUCUUUCAAUCCAUGUAACAAUACUUGGAGUCGUGUCACCUCCAUUCCUGGCCUAGAGGAGAAUCUUGUUUUGAAGGAUUUUGCCAUGAUAUCAAUCGGAGACAACAUUUACAUCAUCGGCGGCCGCCUUUGCAAGAAAGAAAUCGCCCACGUCACCGACGAAUCGGCCGACAUUGUGGACAUGAACAUCCAAGUCCGGUCAACGGUUUUGUGUUACAAUGUCAUCUCCGAACAAUGGACCGAGUGUGCACCGCUUCAUGUACCACGAUACACUUUUGCUUGUACGGUGUAUGACAACAAGAUCUACGUGGCUGGGGGACAGUCCACCCGGGAUAGCACUAGGGGUAUCUCAUCUGCUGAAGUGUACGAUCCGUCGCUUGACAUGUGGACUUGUUUACCAAAUAUGAGUACCUUGAGGUAUAAAUGCGUGGGUGUGACUUGGCAGGGGAAAAUCCACAUCGUUGGUGGAUUUGCGGAACGGGGUGACUUGGACCGAGUCGUCUUGCGUAGCUCUGCUGACGUGUAUGAUACCGAGGUUGGAAAGUGGGACCACAAGUCGGGGAUGUGGCAAUUGGAUGUCCCACCAAAUCAGAUUAUUCCGGUGGACGGGAAAUUAUUUAGUUCUGGUGACUGCUUAAAUUCUUGGAAGGGUCACAUUGAAGCAUAUGAUGGAAAGGAGAAUAUUUGGUACAUAGUCGAUGGGUCACAGAGAGAAAUUCUUUCAUCCCUAGCAUCCACAUCGUACGGUGACGAAGAAAAUUGUUCAUCCAUCAAACGUUUUUACCUUACAGUGGCAUCAAUUGGGACCUACUUGUACUUCUUGGCGGCUUAUCGGAAGGCUGGGGAUUCAUCAAGGACCAUAUGGAUUGUACACGUAUUUGACACGUCAGCAAGCGGCGACGCGUGGAAGGGCCUUGAGCCGAUGGUGUUGGACGGAGAAAGAGAGCUCUGUAGUCAUUGUUGUGUUGUUCAACUUUCUUAAGACUCUCCGCUUACCUUACCAAAGGAAAAAAUUAAAAAAAAAUUAAAUAAAAAAACUUGUUUUUUUUAUUAAAGAUUAUAUGUCUUUAUCUCUUUAAAUAUAUUAUAUGUGAGGCAGAUAAAAAGAAGUUGUUUUGUCAAAAAAUAGUAAACGAGUUAGAUACUUUUCCA
Molecule: messenger RNA, 1289 nt
Organism: Cornus florida
Lineage: Eukaryota; Viridiplantae; Streptophyta; Magnoliopsida; Cornales; Cornaceae
Exons: 1
Coding region: 1-1119 (372 amino acids)
Molecular function (GO): protein binding
Source: RefSeq, a predicted model, not a curated record